AUGGUGACUGGAAUUGUUUCAGGAAAAUUGGCCUUUGUUACAGGUGCUGGAUCUGGCAUUGGCCGAGCAGCAUGUCAAGUCCUUUCCCGUGAAGGUGCCACAGUAAUAGCGGCAGAUAAAAAUUACGAAGCUGCCAUGGAAACAAUUAAAACAUACACUGCUUUAGCAUCAGGAUCUAAUGCUGUUGGUGACCAUUCUGCUGCAGAGUUAGAUGUAUCAAGCUCAAAUUCAGUAGCAGACCUUCUAACCAAAUUGCAAAAACAAUUCAAAAAACCACCAACAAUCAUUAUAAACUCUGCAGGCAUUACAAGAGACAAUUGGUUGUUGAAACUCUCUGAGGAUGAUUUUGAUAGUGUACAAGAUGUUAAUUUAAAGGGUACAUUUCUGGUAAUGCAAACAUUUGCCAAAGUGCUAACAGCUGCUUCUCUCCCUGGGUCUAUUGUAAAUAUAUCAAGCAUUGUUGCCAAGUAUGGGAAUAUGGGCCAAACUAGUUAUGCUGCAAGCAAAGCUGGUGUUAUAGGAAUGACAAAAUCAGCAGCUAAAGAACUAGGAAAAUUUAACAUAAGAAUAAAUGCAAUUUUGCCUGGUUUCAUUGACACACCAAUGGUGAAAACAGUUCCUGAUAAAGUAAAAGAGGGUUUACUGAAAAUGAUACCAUUAGGAAGAAUGGGUGAUCCCACAGAAAUUGCAGAAGUGAUCACUUUCCUUAGCUCUGAUAAGAGUUCAUACAUUACUGGUGCAACAGUGGAUGUGUCUGGUGGAUAC
Messenger RNA from Iphiclides podalirius (scarce swallowtail), 765 nucleotides. NCBI's taxonomy places the organism in Eukaryota, Metazoa, Arthropoda, Insecta, Lepidoptera, Papilionidae. The record is from the annotation of a GenBank genome assembly.